This is a messenger RNA of Sinocyclocheilus anshuiensis, 2016 nucleotides long. Its product is annotated as kelch-like protein 40a. Bases 35 to 1861 code for a protein of 608 amino acids. The transcript has 6 exons. Gene Ontology annotation, molecular function: protein binding. NCBI's taxonomy places the organism in Eukaryota, Metazoa, Chordata, Actinopteri, Cypriniformes, Cyprinidae. The record is from RefSeq and is a predicted model, not a curated record.
CUCCUACUGAAAUAUCACAUUAAACCAUAACAAGAUGGCCUCCUUGUCAGUGGAUCCAGUGACGGAGCCACGGAUGUACCAGCAAACGCUCCUACAAGAUGGGCUCUGCGAUCUCCUGGAUGCUAACAAGUUUGUGGACUGUGUUCUGAAGAUCAAAGACAAAGAGUUUCCUUGUCAUCGGCUAGUGCUAGCCGCUAGCAGCCCUUACUUCAAAGCCAUGUUCCUUUCGGACCUGGAAGAGAGCAAAAAGCGGGAGAUUGUACUAAAAGACAUCGAACCUGGGGUCAUGGGAAUGAUCCUGAGGUACAUAUACACCUCGGAUAUCAACCUGACUGAGCAUAACGUCCAAGACAUUUUCAUGGUGGCCAACAUGUACCAGAUUCCAUCAAUCUUCAGCAUGUGUGUGUCAUAUCUGCAGCAGAAGCUGGUUCUCAGUAACUGUCUGGCCAUCUUUAGAUUGGGACUGUUGCUGGAUUGUCCGCGUUUGGCUAUGGAGGCGCGGGACUUCAUCUGUGACCGGUAUGCCCUCAUCACUCGGGACCAGGACAUCCAUCAGUUGGGUCCCGGUGAGCUGGCUGCAAUCAUCACAUGUGACUCCCUGAAUGUGGAACGAGAAGAGUUGGUGUUUGAAUCUCUCAUGGAGUGGGUGGAGUAUGACACGAGUGAGAGAUUGAAGGACCUGCCACAACUUCUACACUGCGUACGUUUCCGUCUUAUACCGACGAGUUACUUUAAAGAGAAAGUCGAGGGGCACCGAUUGAUCAGGACGAAUCAGGAGCUCAAGAAGGAGCUUCAGAUUGUCAAGGAUGCACAGAAAGGACUGCUACACAGGGUCAAAAGGGUCAAGAAGGAAGGCGAGACGGCGGAUUCUGAGCAUGAGGAUGAGGAGGGUUUGCUGCCAGGGAUCCUAAAUGACAAUCCACGUUUUGGAAUGUUUCAAACAGAUCUUAUAUUGAUGAUUAGCGAUACAGGAACGGUAGCAUACGAUGUUGGCGCAAACGAGUGCUAUGUGGCGUCUUCAUCCACUGAGAUCCCUAAAAACCACUGCAGUCUUGUCACGAAGGAAAAUCAGAUCUUUGUCGCUGGAGGUCUGAUGUUCAAUGAGGAGAACAAAGAACAGCAGUUCAGCUCGUACUUUCUUCAGUUUGAUCCCAUGAGCUCUGAAUGGUUGGGGAUGCCCUCACUACCAGACCCUCGCUGUCUGUUUGGUCUGGCUGAGGCUGAGAACUCCAUCUAUGUGAUGGGAGGAAAAGAGCUGAAGGAGGGAGAACGUGCACUCGAUUCUGUUAUAGUCUACGACAGACAGUCAUUCAAAUGGAGAGAUUCGGACCCUCUUCCAUAUGCAAUUUAUGGACAUGGAAUUAUUUCACACAAAGGACUGGUCUAUGUGAUAGGUGGAAAAACUGAGAGCAAGAAAUGCCUGAGGAGAGUAUGUGUCUAUGACCCCUCUAAGUUUGAAUGGAAGGAUCUGGCACCCAUGAAAACUGCCCGUUCGCUGUUCGGCACAGCUGUUCACAAAAACAAAAUCUAUGUGGUGACUGGAGUCAUUGAUUACGGCCUGACUAACAGUGUGGAGGUCUAUGACAUCGCCAGCAACACCUGGUCAGAGUUCGUGGAGUUUCCCCAGCAGAGAAGCUCUCUUAACCUGAUUGAACUGGGCGGCUGCUUGUACGCUGUGGGGGGUUUUGCUAUGAUGCCCAAUGAGACCACAGAAAAACUGGAGCCCACUGAAAUGAACGACAUAUGGAAGUUUGAGGAGGAGGAGAACUGUUGGAAUGGGAUCCUGAGAGAGAUCCGUUAUGCUGCAGGGGCCACGGUGCUUGGAGUACGUCUGAACACCUUGAAACUCACAAAGAUGUGAUCUACAGCUAUCUAUUGACAAAAUACAGAGUAAACAAUGUCGCCCACAUCUUCAUAAAAGAGCAAUACAUAUUCCAUUGAAUCAAAAAGAAAGUCACAGACUUGGCUUGCUUAAAGGGGUCAUAUGAUGCGAUUUCAAGUUUUCCUUUCUCUUUG